GUCAAGCAGGUUAAACUGUCAAACGUAAAAUUUUGCGAGUCGGCGGCGUGUGCAUGGAAUUUUAUAUCAAUCGUGAUUCGUGAUUUAAUACUAAAAUUAUUUGAUGAAAAUCUGUGAACACUAGCUAUAUAUAUUUUUGAAGAUGGCCAGUGAAUCCCCAGUACCGCCUCCAGUCUUAUGGGCACAGCGUAAAGAAAAUAUAUUUCUUACAUUCAGCGUGGAGUCUAAAGAUCCUGACAUUAAAAUAGAAAAAGAUUCAGUACACUUUAAAGGUAUCAGUGCGCAAGACAAUAAGAAAUAUGAGGUUAUAAUACCAUUAUUCGACGCUGUUGUGCCUGAAACAAGUGGAUUCGUUAAUAAAGGACGAUGUAUAGAAAUGCUUUUACGCAAAGAAAAGGAAGACGCUCCUUAUUGGCCCUCGUUAACUAAAGAUAAGAAGAAACCACAUUAUCUUAAAAUAGAUUUUAAUAAAUGGAAGGAUGAAGAUGAUGAGAAUGAAGAAGGUGGCGGUGGUGAGGAACCUCUUGAUCUCUUCCAAAUGCUGUCCGGCGGCUCUAAAGAUAACCCCGCGAAACCAUCAUUUGAUGAUUUGGAAAGUGACUCUGAUGACGAAAAUCUUCCGGACUUGGAAUGAGUAUAAUUUAAGUACUGCUAAUACAAUGAUGGCUGAACAGUAAAUUAAGGUUUUUGCAGUUAUAAUAAAUUUUUUUGAACUAA
Leptidea sinapis is the source of this 717-nucleotide messenger RNA. RefSeq lists its product as uncharacterized. The coding region runs from base 143 to 634 and encodes 163 amino acids. The transcript has a single exon. Lineage: Eukaryota; Metazoa; Arthropoda; Insecta; Lepidoptera; Pieridae. Gene Ontology annotation, cellular component: nucleus; cytosol. The record is from RefSeq and is a predicted model, not a curated record. Gene Ontology annotation, biological process: protein folding; chaperone-mediated protein complex assembly. Gene Ontology annotation, molecular function: Hsp90 protein binding; protein-folding chaperone binding.